AUUUUUUUGUCGACAUGUGCUGCCAUCUUUUUUUUUUUAUACUUGAUGUUGGCAGCAAUACUUUUCCAGCAUAGCCAACUGUAUUUCCUUUUUCUCCUUUCUUUCCGCCUGUAACUUUGAUAGGCAUUAGUACCUACAGUAAUCAAAAUGGAAAACGACCAAAAAGAAUUUGUGGAUCUUUACUGGCCGCGAAAAUGCUCCUCAAGCAACAGAAUUAUUCAUGCUAAAGAUCAUGCUUCUAUUCAGCUAACUCUUGCUGAUGUCGAUCCCGCAACUGGCAGGAUGACAGAUGUACAUAAAAUGUACGCCAUUUGUGGAGCCAUCCGUCGUAUGGGAGAAUCCGACGAUUGCAUUGUUCGACUCGCAAAAAAGGACGGAAUUUUAGCUAAGAAUUUUUAAUUUCAUGCGUACAAUAAUUAUUAAAUAAAUAAUUAAAUAAAAAAAAUACCAAUAUAAA
This is a messenger RNA of Chelonus insularis, 457 nucleotides long. RefSeq names its product ribosomal protein S21 (gene RpS21). Gene Ontology annotation, molecular function: structural constituent of ribosome. Gene Ontology annotation, biological process: endonucleolytic cleavage to generate mature 3'-end of SSU-rRNA from (SSU-rRNA, 5.8S rRNA, LSU-rRNA); translation; endonucleolytic cleavage in ITS1 to separate SSU-rRNA from 5.8S rRNA and LSU-rRNA from tricistronic rRNA transcript (SSU-rRNA, 5.8S rRNA, LSU-rRNA). The transcript is spliced from 4 exons. Lineage: Eukaryota; Metazoa; Arthropoda; Insecta; Hymenoptera; Braconidae. Gene Ontology annotation, cellular component: ribosome; cytosolic small ribosomal subunit. The record is from RefSeq and is a predicted model, not a curated record. The coding region runs from base 148 to 399 and encodes 83 amino acids.